CACCAGCAACAGAACUGCGGGCUGUGCGUUCCUGCAAAUCCGGCAGGCGGGCGGCGGCCUCGGCCGGGGGACAGGCGGCACCGCGGGGGGCGGCGGCCUCCCCCCCUGCUCGGUCCCGGCGGGGCGCUGCAGCGCAGGGAGGCGGCGGCGAGCGGGGCCGCCGGGCGCGAUGCCUGCCGCCGUGGUGGAGUACAAGGGCUGGAAGGAGGGCUACCGCUGCGGUUACUGCGCCUCGGAGCGCGGCAAGGUCUCCGCCGGUAUGUGGGCACAUUCAAUGACAGUUCAAGAUUACCAGGAUCUCAUAGACAGAGGAUGGCGAAGAAGUGGAAAAUACGUCUACAAACCUAUCAUGAAUCAAACAUGUUGUCCUCAAUACACGAUAAGGUGCCAGGCUUUGCAUUUUCAGACUUCCAAAUCUCACAAGAAAGUUCUGAAGAAAAUGCUGAAAUUUAUUUCUAAGGGAGAUGUUUCGAAAGCAGUGAGUGAAGAAGAGCCUAUGGAUUCCCAUAUAGAGGAUGUGGUCCCAUGCGAUUUUGCGUACAAAGGUGAAUCUCGUGUCAGUCAGUCUGAACUGACUCCCUUGAGUGUGGAUCACACAGAGAGGGCAGAGUAUGAAGAUGAGGACGCAGGAGAAACAAAAGAAGAGGUGAACGUGCAGAAGGUGGAAUCAGGUUUUCCUCAGAUAAGUGCAGAUAAAGAUACACCACUCCUUGGAGAACCAUCACGUUCAGCUAAAAUUGUUCCUGCACCACCGAAGCCAGGGAAAGGGGCUGAUCUGAGCAAGCCACCGUGUCGGAAAGCAAAGGACAUAAGGAAAGAAAGAAAACUGCAGAAACUCCUUCAGAACCAGAUGUGCACAAUUGAAGGCUCUCAGCUUCAAGCAGAUCAAGUUUUCCUCUUGCAAAACUCUAAAUCUAAAACAAACCAGCCUAAAACCAUUGAAGACUUCAUUUUUGUCUCUUUACCUGAUGAUGCACGACACAAGUUAGAGGUGAGGUUAGUACCUGUCUCCUUUGAGGAUCCCCAGUUCAAAUCAUCCUUCAACCAGUCAGCCACUUUAUUUGCCAAGUAUCAGAUGGCUAUACACAAGGAUACACCUUCUGACUGUGGCGAAAAUGAGUUCACACGAUUCCUCUGUGAUUCACCUCUGGAGGCAGAGGAUGCACCCAACGGACCAGACUGUGGCUAUGGUUCCUUCCACCAGCAGUACUGGCUGGAUGGGAAGAUAAUUGCUGUCGGUGUAAUUGAUAUACUGCCCUACUGCGUGUCAUCCGUCUAUCUGUACUAUGAUCCAGACUAUUCUUUCUUAUCUUUGGGAGUCUACUCUGCAUUACGAGAAAUUGCUUUUACUAGGGAACUUCACGAAAAAGCUCCUGAUCUCUCUUUUUAUUAUAUGGGUUUCUACAUUCAUUCAUGCCCCAAAAUGAGAUACAAGGGUCAGUACAGGCCUUCUGACUUGUUGUGUCCAGAGACGUAUGUCUGGACACCUAUUGAGCAAUGCCUGCCCUUGCUUGAGCACUCAAAGUACUGUCGAUUCAACCAGGACUUAAAAGCAGUUGAUGAAGGUCGCAUGAAGGAACUGGGCAGAGUGAGGGUACUUCACAAGAGAACCGUGAUGCCUUACAGUGUGUAUAAGAAAAGAAGGAAGGGGCCAAGCGAUGAAGCCAGCGUUCAGCAAUAUGCAAGUUUGGUUGGACAGACCUGUUCUGAAAGAAUGUUGUUGUUUAGAAGUUGAAAAAAAUCAUUAAAUGGCAUUUCAAUGGCGCUACGUUUUAUUGCACUGCCACUGGGUGAUAUGUACUAUAGUUGUGUGUCGGUAUGCCUACUCAAGUAGCAGUAUGAAAUACAGGUAUCUAUCUAGGCGUGUGUCAAUACAUGGUACUGUGUUUGAAGGCCAACUCCAAUAAAACUUACAAUACAGCAAGGCUUUAGCAAUAUACAUUUAGAAAAACAUGCUUGCAAUAUAUUUUAAUUAAGUAGUUCUAGUCUUUCUAUGCAUUUUGAAUAAUUCUAAGUAUCUAAGCAAAAUGAAAAACAGGUGUCUUUUUUUGUAGAGAAAAACGUUGACUAAAUCUAGAUAAACAAUAAUUAACUUAGAAAUGUUUUCAAAUAGCACCUUGGAUAUCUGUCGUUCAAAAUUGCCAUGACUUUUUUGCUCGCAUUUGUACGCUUCUAAACUCUUGCAAGAGAAUUGAAACGUGCUGUUGCUUUCUAAUGUGAAAUCUGGCAUGGUUUAAUUUUUUCAAUAGCAUAUUUAAAAACAGGAAGAAAUUAUUUUCACUGCACAUUCUUCAUUUGUUUAAAGCAGUAGGAUGGUGUCUGAGGUCCUAGUGAGUGCAGGAGUUCAUAGUCGAUUCUCAGUGGCAGGGGAUGCAAUGCUUUGGAAAACUUUCCCCUUUAGAGAUGAAACAGAAUAGUUGCACUAGAAAUAUACCAAAGAUAUGUAGCCAAGUGGCACAGUGUUUUUUUGGUAUAAGCCUUAUCCUUUGUCUAAAACGAUGGGUAUUUUAAUGCACAUCACUAAUGUGAAAUAGAGCUUGGAAGGUUUAUUCUAUAGCUCUUCGGUGCACAUUUCAGAACUAUGCUCAAAAAAAGACGUGAGGUACCACUGCUGGGUUUUGUUGUGAUUUUUUUCUCUGCCGAAUUUUUUGGGAAGACUUAAAUAUCACGUUCCUGAGUUUUUACUGACUGUUUUAUUUAUGGUGCAGUAGUUCACAGGUAACAUCUUUAAUAACAUUUUACUAAAUACUUCUGUUGGAAAUACAGGAAGUUGUGAUGCUUCAUGAAAGCACUUUAUUAUCUGAUAUAUGAAUGUUGUCAUUAGUAGUCUGUGUCCCUCUCAAGUCAUAUAAGUUACGGGAGUUUGGGGAAAUAACACUGUUAGGUAAUUCAGUAAUUUAUUACGACAUCGUAAGAAUACCGGUGCGUUUGUUUCUUAUCUUCUUGGAUAACGAGAGCUAGUAUUUACCUUGAAUCAACUUGAAGUUUCCUGUUAACCUUUGAAGAAAGAUUCUUAUUCAAGGAUACAUGUGUAGAUGUUUUCCCCUAGAAAGGAACCAAAUUCAGUCUUACUCUGAGGGUUACACCUCCUAUCAUUCAUGGGCUUGAUUUAAUUUUAAACACUUGGUCAACGUUAUUAAUCAUUGAUUUUUAUGUGGAACAGACGUAAGAAUUUGGGGAUUCAAGUGCAUUGCAGAUUUAACUUUUUUUUUCCCGUAUCUGUUUGAUCAUUGUAGUAUUAUUGAUACAGAGUACAGCUUCGACGAUAAUUUUGAAGAGUAAUUUUAUAUUUAAUAAAUUGGGAUGUAUAGUAUUGAACUACUCCCAGUCUACAACAAAAUUGAUUCUUUCUUGUCAGUGUUAUAUCUGGUAUGUGUUUAUCUGUUGCCUGGUACCAAGAAGUUUCUGUAUAGUGUACCAUCUAGUUUGUGUCCAUGUCUUAUCUAAACUUACUGCCAUGGGAGAACCACUAAAUACUUCUUAUAAACAUUAUUGUAAAAGAGUUCCUUUCUGUGGAGAAAAUACUCUUGCCACUCAGUGAAAUGUCAAAUAGUAUAACAUUUUCUGCCUGCACAAUGUGUUGAAAAGCAUCGAUGCCCAUAUGGCUUAAAACCAAAAUAAAUGAGAAAACCUUUUUAUAUGAUAUAAAAUGUUAAUGGGCACAGAGGAAUUGCAGUAUGACUUGCAAAAAUCUUAAAGAUUAUCAAAACCACUUAAUGACGGCCUCACUGUGCUCCUGGAGAAGUUAAAGUUUCUGUUAAAUUGCAAGGGGGCAGACUUCACGUCACCACUGAGAGUUCCUGAGGAGCUCCAUCUUUUUGUCCCACUAUUUGUUACCGAUACGCCUUCUAGAUACGCAUUAGGCUUUUUUUAUCUGAUGCUUUGUUUCUCUUGGGGAGCUUUUAAGAACUGCCGUUAAAGAAAAGCAAGAUAGGUAUAAAAUUAAAAAUUCAGUACAGCUUGAAGUUCUCGUUAGUGUGACCACUAAAGGUAAAUGGCCACAUCCUGUGAGUGCUGAGAUGGUGCUUUUGCUUUCUGACCUGCACUGAGCCGUAGCACCGCGGCGUGCUGGGCUUCUGACUCCUACUGGACUCAAGUAUAUUAAAAGAAAGGUCAACACUGAGAUUAACUCAUAAACUGAGUUCACCUGAUGUUGUACGCUGAGAUUUGACUGGCUGCUUUAGUGUAAUUUUAGAAGGAAAUCGGAGCAGUCGUUUUCAGGACUGAUACCUCUAUCCCUGGUUUAGGAGGGGAGUAGAGUCUGAGGAUGAAGUUCUGUAAAUGUUGCUAUUGACUUCAGUGGAGCUGAAAAUUCACCACUGUCACAAUUGUAUUUAAUAAGAGGUUGUCGUUGAGCGUUACUGAAUUUAGAGAUAAUUUAGUAGUUAGUUUGUGAGAGUUAAUCCCUAAAGUGAUGUUGCCUUGUUCUAUCUUCUGUUGAAAAAUAAGCAUAAAACGUAAGAAAGUGCAGAGCUGUGACCAGUGUUAAAAAAUACCAUUCUUUGUUUUAAUUGGGAAUACUCAUUUCCAGCAUCAACAUAUUUCAGUAAAUGCGAACAAACCCGCAUGUUGAGUUUGUAAUUGCUUUUCAGCAGGCCUGUUUGACUUGCAAGUAUAGAAAAUAAAGUUAUUUCUGGUCUCUGUGAAUUAAUAUAAAUAA
Molecule: messenger RNA, 4660 nt
Organism: Falco peregrinus (peregrine falcon)
Lineage: Eukaryota; Metazoa; Chordata; Aves; Falconiformes; Falconidae
Gene: ATE1
Product: arginyltransferase 1
Exons: 12
Coding region: 170-1735 (521 amino acids)
Biological process (GO): protein arginylation
Cellular component (GO): cytoplasm
Molecular function (GO): arginyl-tRNA--protein transferase activity
Source: RefSeq, a predicted model, not a curated record